GCUGUCAUCAUACGUUUAGUAACAAUGAGCAGCAGCGGUGGAUGGGCAAAGUUUAAAGUGUAUUAUCGCGAUUACUCAGUGUAAUUUCUCUAAUUAUGUCUUGAUGUACGUGAAAUUGAGGUCGUGAAGAUGAGCAAAUACAGUGCAGUGAAUUCGUCCACUUCGGAUCUGGAUUUGUCGUCCAGUGAGGAAGGUCAACAGCAGCAGCUGAAAAACUUUGCUAACCAUCUGCUGAAAGGUAAAUUGUUCGUGGGAACGUACUGCGAGAAACGGUACGUGGAGAAAUUGGGCACGUAUCGCGACAUAGUUCUGGUGAAUGCCAGCGAGAAGGACCUCAUACACAACUUGAAUGAGGUGAAGAAGUUAAUCGAACCGCAGUGCGGGUUGACCAAGUGGAUAGGAAUCACAGAGCAUCAGAAUUCGCUGAGGCUGUGGGUGAGCUUAAGCGAUCAAGUGCUUGGCUCUUAUUGGUACACAGUGAAAUCCGUCAAGUUCAAGCAGACCGAGAUCUACGUGCAGCUAACCCAAGUGAGACCAGUCGAGGAAUUGCACGAUGAAAUCGUUGAUGCAGAGAUCAAUCUGAACAUCACCACAAUGCAGGAAGUCUUUUUGCAGAGAGCGAGAGAAUCUCUGAUCAAGUUCUACCAUCUUCUGACCUUCGACAACAUCAAAUCAUCGACCAUAUUCAUAUCCAUACUGCUUGUGACAGUCGUCACGGGGAUCGUGAAUAUGAUCAAGUUCCUUAUAAUUUACACGUUGGCUUUCAUGCGGGAAAUUUCGAUUUUCGUGCACUCCGCGACGCCGUUCAUGCAGUCCGUUCUGGCGUUGAUCGAGAGAGUCAUCGGAUGGUUCUUCGUGUUCUUCGCGAUGAUCUGGAAGGACGUUAGGCAACCAAAGAAGCAGCAGUAUUACGAACCCAGCGACAGAAUGAUCGGUUACCAUCAACGACCCAGCAAUAUGCUGGAGUACAAACCAAAGAAACAGGAGAAGAUGACCAUCGAGGAAAUAGAUUAUUGAAGAGAAUGGGAAAAAGAUAUAUAUAUUUUUUUAGUAAAUAACAAAAUGUUUAGUAAUAAUGGCGAGCUGUGAUUGGAAGCAUUCAAAGCUUCAAUUAAAUAAUUGCAUUUCUGUUGUUAUUAUAUUUUUUUUAAUUGGGUGUUUGUGGCGUGGAUUG
Molecule: messenger RNA, 1174 nt
Organism: Nicrophorus vespilloides
Lineage: Eukaryota; Metazoa; Arthropoda; Insecta; Coleoptera; Silphidae
Exons: 1
Coding region: 130-1017 (295 amino acids)
Source: RefSeq, a predicted model, not a curated record